AUGGCGCCUCAGAUUUCUGAUGAAACAAUUCCUAUCAGCAGAAGGUACGCCAUUGCACUCACCACUGAGGAUCGCUACCACCAUCAUAUAAUGAUCAAAGAAAGCCCGCAAAAACAAGAGAAGCAGAUUGUUGUGGAUCCUCUGUCCCUGAAACAGCAAGAAGCAACUUCUUUUCCACCACCAUUACAGCCUCCAAAGUCCAAGUUCUUGAGCAUCAGCCAACCGAAUUCCGCCACUUCCUCACCUCGCUUCCUGUCCAAGAAGAAAUCCAAAGUUGAGAGCCUAGAAUCCCCACCAUACCCUGCAGAAUCUUACCUACAGAAGAGCAAGUCUUGUGGUGAAAGAAGGGCGUGUCCACCCUCAGAUGAAUUUGAUCUUUGGUCUGUAAUUAAACGCGAUACCACCAAUACUCACCGUCAAGGAAGCUUCCAGAAACCUGAAGCCAUGAAAGACAGUCCUAGGAGUAGCAGGAUUACUGCUCGCAAGAACAUCGAUCCUCCUCCUGCAGAUAAAGGAUUCAAAUGCAGUUGUCUGUACCUUCCAGGAUUUGGAAAAGCCAAGCCAGUGAGACCUAAAAAGGAAGAAUCACAAAUUUCAAGUAUGGAUCGUGUAAUAUCAAGAACAGUUUCUCUGGAGAAAUUCGAGUGUGGUUCCUGGGCUCCAUCACCCAGGGCCAUAAAGCCGGUACAGGAUCAGGUGGAAGGGAACGAAUCAGUGAGUUCGUAUUUCGAUCUACCCUCGGAGUUAAUCAGAUGCGGCGGCGGCGAGGAUGCACAUUCGCCGGUGGCGGCGGCUUUCGUGUUCGAUAAUAACAAGGACAUUAAAGGAGUGCUCAAGAAUGGAUCCCCGGGAGGAAACAGAAAGUCGGAUGCAUCGCCUCGCCAUGUUCGAUUUUCCACUCCGUCUUCUCCGGCUUCGCCUGCAUCAUCAUGCAUUACGCCUCGGUUGCAAAAGGCUAGGGAAGAAUUUAACGCCUUUUUGGAAGCAGCACAAAGCGCCUGAGACUUGGAACCAACAUGGCCUUUUUCAACCGUUCAAGUCAGAUCUUUAAUUUCCUACAUGACACAACUUUUUCAUGAAGUGUUUAUAUAUAUAUAUAUAUAUAUCAAGAAAGUUUGAUCCUAUAAUCUCAACCAUCCAUCACCUAAACUAGCUAGAGCUAGAGGAGUAUUAUUUAUAGUUUGAUACUUAGUGGUCUCUUUCACUUUGUUUUUUUGGCUCUUUUUUUUUUUUUUUGGGGUCAGGAAGUAUGUUUUUGCUAGUGGUGGAAAUGGAAUGAUAGCUCCAUAAUAUUGUUUUCCUGCAGCAUUUGA
Molecule: messenger RNA, 1313 nt
Organism: Prosopis cineraria
Lineage: Eukaryota; Viridiplantae; Streptophyta; Magnoliopsida; Fabales; Fabaceae
Exons: 1
Coding region: 1-1002 (333 amino acids)
Biological process (GO): photosystem I assembly; response to photooxidative stress
Cellular component (GO): chloroplast thylakoid membrane
Source: RefSeq, a predicted model, not a curated record